AUGAAUAACAAAAACUACAAAAACACUGAAAACAAUCAAAUGAACGACGACAACGAUGACGUUGUAAUAUGCACCACCACCGAAGAAACUUCCACGCCUUUUAGGAUAGGCUCCGUUAUUAAGCGGACACCUCCAUCAAUAUUAAGUAGCAACGAAACAGUAAAUCGAUCAACAACAAUAUUGAAAACAAAUAAGCAAGAAGAAAUACGAAAGAGCCAGCAACAACAACAACUUGCGAAAGAUGUGGCUAUUAUUGAUCUAGCACAAGAAACCGUAGUAAGUCAGUUAGCCAAGCGGUUAGGACAAGAAAUUGACAGCCUCGUUCAAUACGUCGAGCCACGUAACAAUGUGCACAAAGAUAUAAAGAGAAUGUGCAGCACAAUUAAAAAGGCGCACACAAAUCUCAUCAUGCACAUAGAGAUGAGUGAGUACAAAGCCAAGUCAAACAUCACCUUGGUACAACAACGAGAAACGCCGUUGACAGCAAAACGAGACGCAACAUCGGUAUCGGCAAAAAGGACAAAAUCCAAAAUGAGUCCAAAAAAGCCUACAGAAGAAGCAACCAAAUCACCUGAUACUAAAAAGCGCAAAUCAGACGCUGUGGCCGAAAGGCUGAACCAACCAGUAGAAGAAUGGACGAAAGUACAACCAAAAAAGAAGGCAUCCAAUAUAAAAAAGGGUAAAUCAAUAAGACCGCGAGCCGAUGCCAUCAUCAUUGAAAAAAUGGAAAAAGAGAUGUCAUACGCUGAAAUUCUGCGAACAGUGAAAUCAAAUGAACAACUAAAAAACCUAGGCAACAAGGUUAAAACCCUGCGCCGUACACAAAAAGGAGACCUGCUUAUCGAGCUGAAAAAGAGCGAAAAAGCAGCAGCAAAUGAAUGUUGUGCCGCUAUUGAAAAGGUUCUUGAAAACGUAGCCAAGGUGAAUCUCCGGUCGCACAAUGUAACCAUCCAAUACAGAGGGCUUAUUAAAGAUCUGAACACUGAUGACGAGUUAUUCGACGCAAUGGAAAUGCAAGCAAAAGUGAAAAGACCUGAUAAAUGCACAAUCAAAAGUAGGCGCAAAACGUACGGAGGGACAGAGUCCACAUAUCUAAUGCUGCCAGCGGAAGAUGCAAAAAAAGUACUGGCGCGCGGACAUUUAAUUGUUGGUUGGACUCGCUGUCAAGUUACAGAAGUUACUACACCACAAAGGUGUUUCAGAUGCUGGGCAUACGAUCACUUAGCGCUCAAAUGCAAAGGACCCGAUCGCACAAAUAUCUGCAGACGAUGCGGCAAUGAAGGACACCGUGCAGCAAAUUGCAAUGAUGCAGAAAAAUGUGUCCUCUGCGAAGGUGCACAUACAGCUGGUAGCGGAAAAUGUCCACGAUACAAAGAAGCAUUACAGAAAAUCAAGGCAUGA
This is a messenger RNA of Teleopsis dalmanni, 1401 nucleotides long. RefSeq lists its product as uncharacterized. The transcript has a single exon. NCBI's taxonomy places the organism in Eukaryota, Metazoa, Arthropoda, Insecta, Diptera, Diopsidae. Gene Ontology annotation, molecular function: zinc ion binding; nucleic acid binding. The record is from RefSeq and is a predicted model, not a curated record. Bases 1 to 1401 code for a protein of 466 amino acids.